AUGGAAGCGCUCAAGGGCACAAUUACUCAUGCUGAAAGUUUAGCAGCAGAAAAGGUAGCAGCUUCUCUUCGUCAUGCACUUAGAGGAAUAAAUACAGAUGACCAGACCAUUAUAGAAGUCCUCACUAAACAUAGUUCGUGCCAGAGGCAAGAAAUAAGUGAAAAAUAUACGAAUAUAUAUGGACGAAAUUUAAUCGAUGACAUAAAAGCUGUUCUAGGAGGACAUUUCGAAGAUGUCUGCGUAGCGCUACUCAAACCUAUCGACGAAGUUUUGGUGGAUCAUUUAUACGACGCUUGCAAGAAAAAAGAUAAAUACUGCGUCUUUCAUGUGCUUUGCUGUCACGAUUCUGAGGAAUUGGAAAGUCUGAAAGCUCUUUUUAUCAUCAAAUACAACGUUGAACCGGAAACAUAUAUUUGCGAAUCGUUCACUGGAGAUAUAAGGAGGCUUUUGGAAAUGUUGGUUGCAAGAGCCGAUAAAGAAGUUAACGAAGAUUUGGCAGAAAUUGAGGGCCAGCAACUGUAUGAUCAGCCUAAGAUGAAGAGCUUAACAAUCUUCAAUGUUGUGUUCCUUCAUGUUCGGCUCGAUAUCAUACCAAGUUUAAUGGCAAGAUGUUCCGAUUUAGUGAAAGAUGUAGUUUGA
Messenger RNA from Centruroides sculpturatus (bark scorpion), 639 nucleotides. RefSeq names its product annexin-B12-like. NCBI's taxonomy places the organism in Eukaryota, Metazoa, Arthropoda, Arachnida, Scorpiones, Buthidae. The record is from RefSeq and is a predicted model, not a curated record. Gene Ontology annotation, cellular component: cytoplasm. The transcript has 8 exons. Gene Ontology annotation, molecular function: calcium ion binding; calcium-dependent phospholipid binding. The coding region runs from base 1 to 639 and encodes 212 amino acids.